AUGAGUCUGAUAGAGCAAGUGAAAAUGAGAAAUAUGGAAGUGAUAGUAAUUCUUCUAGAAGUAUUUGAUGAAGGGUGUUCAGUAACUUUUGGUACCCGAACAACGAUAGAAGAUAUUGCUUCAAAAUCAUCACAAAGAUAA
Messenger RNA from Debaryomyces tyrocola, 141 nucleotides. Lineage: Eukaryota; Fungi; Ascomycota; Pichiomycetes; Serinales; Debaryomycetaceae. The record is from the annotation of a GenBank genome assembly.